CGGCAAUAAACCUCCGCUCGGCGGUCAGGUGGGGACCCAGGGCGUCCGCGCUCCCGGCGGGGACUGAGGCAGCGCGCGCUCCAGGAGAACUAUGCCAUUUUUGGGUCAGGACUGGAGAUCUCCUGGAUGGAGCUGGAUCAAAACAGAAGAUGGCUGGAAGAGAUGUGAAUCCUGGAGUCGGGACCUUGACACAGAGAAUAACCCAUGUAAUGUCAGUCACAGCAUUAUCUUAAAUAGUGACGAUGAAGAAAUAUUCAGUAAUGAAGAACAGAAAUACACAUCCAAAAAGAGGAAAAAGGAUCAUUUUAGAAAUGAUACAAAUACUCAGUGUUUUUAUCGUGAGAAAUGGAUCUAUGUUCAUAAAGAAAGCACAAGAGAAAGGCAUGGCUAUUGUACUUUGGGAGAGGCUUUCAAUCGCUUAGACUUCUCAAGUGCAAUUCAGGAUAUUCGAAGGUUCACUUACGUGGUCAAACUCCUGCAGCUAAUUGCCAAAUCCCAGUUAACUUCGCUGAGUGGUGUGGCACAGAAGAAUUACUUCAACAUCUUGGACAAAAUUGUUCAGAAGGUCCUCGACGACCACCAGAACCCCCGUCUCAUCAAAGACCUCCUCCAGGACCUGAGUUCCACCCUCUGCAUCCUCAUCAGGGGGGUUGGGAAGUCUGUGCUGGUGGGAAACAUCAACAUCUGGAUCUGCCGUCUGGAGACCAUCCUCCGCUGGCAGCAGCAGCUGCAGAACCUGCAGGUCACUAAGCAGGUGAAUGAUGGCCUCACGCUCAGUGACCUCCCUUUGCACAUGCUCAACAACAUCUUGUACAGAUUCUCCGACGGCUGGGACAUCGUCACGCUCGGCCAGGUGACCCCAACGCUGUCCGUGCUCAGCGAGGAUAGGCAGCUGUGGAAGAGACUGUGUCAGUACCACUUUGCCGAGCAGCAGUUUUGUAGACAUCUGAUCCUUUCAGAGAAGGGCCACGUGGAGUGGAAGCUGAUGUACUUUGCCCUACAGAAGCACUACCCGCCCAGGGAGCAGUACGGGGACACCCUGCAUUUCUGCCGGCACUGCAGCAUCCUCUUCUGGAAGGACUGCCGCCUUGCUUUGUUGUUCAAGGACUCGGGGCACCCCUGCACCGCCGCCGACCCUGACAGCUGCUUCAUGCCCGUGUCUCCGCAGCACUUCAUUGACCUGUUCAAGUUCUGAAGGCGCCCCGCCUGCUGCCGUCUCGCCAUUGCUGCGCUGCAGCCAGUGAGCCAGGGGGACGCCAACACGGAGAACGCUGCGCCCCUCCCCAUGUGGACGUGGCAGGGCUGUGGUGUGGGGUUUUUUGAAAAGCAAUUGGGGAACCCAAGCAAAAUCAUUUCUACUUUCUAAAAAUCCUCUUCAUUUAAGUUCACUAAGGUUUGCAACAUUGUGUAUUUAUAAAUAUAGUUCAGUAAGAUUCUGGAUUCUUAGCACCACAUUCUGUGUGGGACUGACACUUACAGCUAAUACUGUGCUUCUCAAUGUCACAUCAUAGUUUCCUGAUUUUGUAGUAAUGAGGGGCAGGGGACGGAACAAUUGAUCCUUGUAAAUAUGGGCUGCAGAAUAUUUAUUUUUCUUAAUAUGUAUUUUAAGUGCAUUGGUUUUGUCCAAGUGAGUCCUGUUCGGAUGUGGAGUGGACCUGGGCAGCAGGUGGAGCCUUGCACUCAGUGGUUAGGCUGUGAACUGUGCACGUGGGCUGUGGCCAACAGCUGUGGAUGGCACGGCAGCCGGUGCAGCCUCCAUGUCACUAUCACGGACAAAGUAAUAAAUCCUGUUUAUCUGCUCAUCUGACUUCAUCCAUUUUGCAUCUUACUGAAAAAGUAGUGUCAGUGGUUUUGAUAUCAUUGAUUUAAACCUAUUUUUAAAAUAAUGCAUGUCUAUUUUAGAUAAUUUUGAAAAUAAAGGUGUAUGAGAGAAUAUAUACAGUCACCCAUCAUCACUGUUCUGCCACAAGCACCGUUCCCCUCCCAGCGGCCGUGGGAGAGCAGUGUGAGCCCAUCCUCCUUCAGUUUUUUUCUAAGUGUAUUAAAAUGGUUUGCAGUUUUGCAUAUCUGUAAAUAAAAAUUCUGGAUUUUCA
Molecule: messenger RNA, 2093 nt
Organism: Nyctereutes procyonoides (raccoon dog)
Lineage: Eukaryota; Metazoa; Chordata; Mammalia; Carnivora; Canidae
Gene: FBXO25
Product: F-box protein 25
Exons: 11
Coding region: 92-1195 (367 amino acids)
Biological process (GO): protein ubiquitination
Cellular component (GO): SCF ubiquitin ligase complex; nucleus; cytoplasm
Molecular function (GO): protein binding
Source: RefSeq, a predicted model, not a curated record